GAUUGCUUGUCUCGCGAUUUCGUUCGGAGAGGCAACAACGCCUUAGACGUGCGCUUAUGUGUGCGUAGAUUAGAUGGAGGGAUGAAUGAUAAUAGACACUGCCCGCUUCGCGUUUUCCCUAUGCCCCACGUCUCCGCGUUGGUCAGUAUACACAGCCGAGAACAUCGGCUCUUCAGCCAGUACGCACCAUGUCUGGCCCGAGAACAGCGAGGACCGCUUGCGCAGUGACUCAUCGCGAAGUGCACUGCGGAAUACACAAGGUCUUGCAAAGGGUUGACUCAUCCAAGCCCACCCCUUCAAAUGGAACCAUGGGGACGACGUCGCGUCCCGGUUCCGUCUGGGCGUCGGCCGUCCUGAUGCUGCUCAUCGCCAUCCUUGGCAGCCGUCCUUGCCACGGACAAGGAGACACCGAGGCUAGCCUGGUGCGAUGCAACGACAGCUGUGCCUCCUGGCCCACCUCGGCCUACGGCGAGAACAACACCGGCGGCGGCAACUCGUCCGGCAUGUGGUACCCGGACAACGUCUUCCACCGCUCCAACGUGUGCCGCUGCGACGACGAAUGCGUCAAGUUCGGAGACUGCUGCCGCGACGCCCCGGCGCUGCUCAGGGCGACGUCCCGGGACGUCGUUGAGUGGGAGUGCGUGCGCGUUCGAAGCGACAUGCAGGCGACUUGGGUGCGACGCGCCUGCAAGGACGACUGGAACGGACCCGACGAUGUAAAGCUCCGGUGCGAGCGCGGCGCCGACGCCCGCAUCACGGACCCGAACGGAAUGGCUCCGGUGACGUCGCUCCGGACGAACGUGACCUACGCGAACGUCUUCUGCGCCGCCUGCAACGACGACCUGAACGAUACGCGACGCUGGCAGGUGAACCUUGACUGCAAGGAGUUUUACGGCCUCAUCAACAUGACGGGUGACGACAUCCGAAACAACAUUGAACUCGAUCCCACAAACUCCAGCUGGGGCGUGUGGUUCACUGCGCCGGGAGACUACCGGCGCUUCUUUGCCUGCGUCCUGGAGUACGCACCUCAGAACCUGUCCAGCACUUACACCUGCAACUCUUUCGUGUCGACAUGUGAUCCCAGCUGGGCCGGCACAGAGACUGAGAAGGAGUGCCACUCAUACCAGUCGGUGAUUAACGUGUACGGAAUGAACUAUCGCAACCCAGAGUGCAUGGUCUGCAACAAUGACACCGCUCCGCACCAAGUCUGUGGCUUUUACAGUGACACCAGCUUCGUUAGCCCUCGAGGAUUCAGUUUCAGCAUCCUCAUGGACGUCAGCCCAUCUGCUGGCAACAUUGUCGGCAAGAAGAGCCUCUGCAAGAAAGGCGAGCUCUACGACCCAUUCUACAAAGUCUGCCGGAACAUUCUGUGUGGUGUGCCAGGCUACGUCCUUGAGGGUGACAGGUGUGUCCAGGGCGAGGACGAGAAUGAUAUCGAGCCCAGGAUUGGUAACGGCACUGUCUCCUACACCCAGGAGUUCCUGGCGUGCCGAAAGACCACAUUGAGCAAGGGUGAAUACACUAUACGGCUCAAUGGCUACCUCUACGCAACGCGCUACGAUCGGGACUUUGCUCCCGACAGCUACAUGCUGGACGGUGAGCUGCGGGCCCUCGUGUGCAUCAUCUUCAAUGGAACCAAUGAGAUCGCCAAGUUUUCCAAGACUAUGGGCUAUGUCUCGGCCGUGGGGCUGGGCGUGUCUAUCUCGUGCCUUGUUGCCCACCUUCUUGUUUUUCUUGUGGUCCCCGACGUCAGGAACCUCUCAGGACAGAACCUUGCCUCCCUCUCGGCCUCACUUCUCAUUGCUUACCUCAGCUUCCUCUUCGGCAUGAUUGGAGAGCCGCCCGCCCGUGCUUGCCAGGCAUCCGCUGUCACCACUUACUACUUCUUCCUCGCCUCCUUCUUCUGGAUGAGCACGAUGGCAUUCGAUGUGUGGCGGACCUUACGCGUCGCCACCCGGGAACUGCGGGUCAGCUCCGGUACUCAGUGGCGGCGCUUUUUCUUCUACAGUCUCGCCUCAUGGGCCCUUCCCGCCAUUGUCGUCGGUCUCGCAGUCUUCUUUGACGAUCGCUCCUCUGGCAUGCCAGAAGAUUUGAGACCCCUCUUCGGACGCCACGGAUGCUGGUUUGGACAGCGGAAGGCCCUCCUCAUCUUCUUUGCCGGCCCAGCCGGUGCACUGAUGCUGCUCAACAUCAUGCUCUUCACCUCGACCGCCAUCAUGGUGAUCAGCUCGACAAAGUCCAGCGUCAAGCGCUCCGGCAGUGCUGCCCGGCGCAACUUCAGCCUCUACGUUCGCCUCUCCACCAUGAUGGGCCUCACUUGGACGCUGGGUCUGGUUGCCGGAUACCUUGACGUCGAACCCCUGUGGUAUCUCUUCGUCCUUUUCAAUGCAUUCGAGGGGCUGCUGAUCUUCGUCUGCUUCUCGUGCACCCGCAAGGUCUGGACCUACCUCCGCGACAACGUGCUGAUGUGCAUCAAGCGAGAGCCAUAUCGCACAGGCACACUCAGUUCUGGAUCCGGCUACAACUCAAACAGCACUGGAACGACGAGCUCGGGAUUCUCGCGCAAGGCAUCACCCCGCAGUUCGACAAACUACAAGCGCACCGCACCGUAUCUUGGUAAGAAGACCAGCAUGGACAUGUACUAGGAGUUCCAUUUUUUCUAUUUUUUUUUCUUAAUGACGGCGAGCUGUCAAGCCAAGCGCAAGUAUUAGUUACGGCGUUGCUCUUUGGCACACACGAGAACCGCAUUCUUGUCACGUGUUGAUGCGGAGUUGCUGCCACAAGCCCCAUCCUUGCACCUUUGGCGAAUGUAGCUGCCUCUGCUGACGUUUUAAGUGUUCCUAUCCUCAUGCGCGGUUCCUGAAUCUCAUCAGUGUCGUAUUUAUCGUUGAGUCCCAUCCACGCACCUCUUUAACCCACACUCUCGUAAACGGCCAAGUCAGCGACUUUCCCCAACUCUUCUCAGGACGAUUCCAUAAGUUUUGUCACUUAUUUAUCACUGUUGCGACCAAUUUAGGAUCAUCGAGUGUGCUUUCGAACUGCAUCGCAGCGCUGAGGAGUGCGUUUCUUGUGGAACAGUUUUUAUCAAUUUUUAUGGCCGGUUUUGUGCCAACGGGGGAAAGCACUCUCCGUAGGUUCGACUGUGAAAUACCAAAGUCAUGUGAUGUGUGUCUGUGUGUACGUGUGCGAGUGCAUUAGAAGACUUUCAUCUCAUGUAAAUAUCUUAACCUGAUACUCUUAAUGUCAGCACUGUAAAUAAAGAUGUAGAUAUGUUAAA
Messenger RNA from Rhipicephalus microplus (southern cattle tick), 3277 nucleotides. RefSeq lists its product as uncharacterized. Gene Ontology annotation, molecular function: G protein-coupled receptor activity. Gene Ontology annotation, biological process: G protein-coupled receptor signaling pathway; cell surface receptor signaling pathway. The record is from RefSeq and is a predicted model, not a curated record. Lineage: Eukaryota; Metazoa; Arthropoda; Arachnida; Ixodida; Ixodidae. Gene Ontology annotation, cellular component: membrane.